Fusarium musae is the source of this 1629-nucleotide messenger RNA. RefSeq lists its product as uncharacterized. Bases 1 to 1629 code for a protein of 542 amino acids. The record is from RefSeq and is a predicted model, not a curated record. The transcript has a single exon. Lineage: Eukaryota; Fungi; Ascomycota; Sordariomycetes; Hypocreales; Nectriaceae.
AUGGCCGACCUUAUGGCUUCUGGAGGCAUGCCUCCAGUAUCCAAUGGCAAGCCAGCCGCCUCCCCAUUCCGCCCUGGCGCAACUCCUGGUCAAACGGGCUCACCCUCUGGUAUCAGAGGCCCAAGGAUGAUCAUGCAGGAGCGCGCAGCUCGGGAAGCGCGCCAACGCGCUGAGGCAGAGGCGCAACAGCGCGAGAGAGCCGAGCAGGAGGCGCGCAUUCUGGAGCAGGCUCGGAGAGCAGAGGAACAGCGUAGAUCUGCUGGCGUUGCUGCUGGUCAGGUUCCUGACGCAGAAGCGCGUCAACCCAUGAACCCUCAGCGUCAGGCGCAAGCCGUCCCUGAUAACACAUCGGCCCGCCCCCGGGCAAACACAACAUCACAAGUACCAGCUAGCCGGCCCGGACGACCUGGUACUACCAAUCAACCACCUCCCCAAACUUUUACGGGCCCAACUCCCGGAAACCAACCCAAUUUUGCUGCACAGAGCACUGAGAGCGGAAACCAAGGAGGUGCCAGUGGCUCAAAGACCCGAAAUUCUUUUCCCCAUGCGUUCGAGCGAUGGGAGACGUUAUCUGCGCACUGGGAAGGACUCACCAGCUACUGGAUCCGUAAGCUUGAACAAAAUAAGGAUGAGUUGAAUCGGGAUCCUCUGAACCAGCAGCUCGCGCGCCAGGUGACAGAUCUAUCUGCGGCUGGAGCCAAUCUGUUUCAUGCCGUUGUUGAGCUUCAGCGUCUUCGCGCAAGUUCGGAGCGAAAGUUCCAGCGAUGGUUCUUCGAAACUCGAACUGAAUUGGAGCGCGCGCAAGAAGUCAAUGCCAUGUUGGAGGCUGCCCUAGACCAAGAACGUCGAGGCCGAGCAGACGCUAUCCGAGAAGCUGUCGAGAAUGAGCGAGGAACUUCGAAAGCUCAAAAGCAGCUUGCUGAGAUGCGCAAGGAGCUAUCCAUCUCCAAAGAGGAGGCGCGUCGUGCAUGGGAGGAACUGGGGCGACGUGAGCAAGAGGAACGUGACAGAACCCUAUCUCUUCAGUCAGGGCAGCCUACUAUUGUUGGAGGCGUACAAGUGGUUCCAAUGACACAUGGUGGUCCAAGCAGACAUCAAAGCAGCCGAGCUCAAGGGGUUUAUCAGACUGAGUAUGGAGCUAGUUACCCGGCUGAGACGACUUCCUCUCCCCGGACUCAGCCUCCAACAACAAGUGCUGGCGAAUAUCGCCAACAGGGUGGUGGCCUUCAAGCACCAGUAUCAGAGGGUGGUUACAGCGAAGGUGAGUACGUGAUUGAUGCAAAUGGCAACUUCCUGUUGGAUGCCCAAGGAAAUAAGAUUCCCUUCGCUGGACCACCUUCUACAUAUUCCGGUUCUGAUGCUGAAGCAGAAGAGUAUGCAACACCCGCUACCACCAAUCCACCAAGCGGUAAACAAGAUUCUCCUUCCACCUCUACUGGAGGAGGAGGAGGUAGUGGAGGAAGUGGAGGCCAAUGGACUGGCGCAUAUUCAGACCCCCAAGACUAUUCCGGCCAAGGCUAUGGGACUCCUGGCUGGGAGACAGUCCCUCGUCAUCACCAUCCUACCCGGCUGAGUGAUGUCAUGGAAGAGGAGGAUGAACGCAGCCGAGCCAGUACGAGCCGUGUAUAG